Molecule: messenger RNA, 285 nt
Organism: Acanthocheilonema viteae
Lineage: Eukaryota; Metazoa; Nematoda; Chromadorea; Rhabditida; Onchocercidae
Source: the annotation of a GenBank genome assembly
AUGGCUGCGCCACUAUCAAAACAGAAUGAAGCAAUUGAAUUUGCAACAAUAUCAGCGGAUUCAGUUAAAAAUCUCAAAGCAAUUGGAUGGUUAUUGGUAAUUGGUAAUCUGAUUACUCUCUUCCUACUUCUCAUUCUCGAAUCACGAUUUGUUGAUGUCGCACCGAAAUAUUCUUUCUUCAUCUGUAUGUACAUCAUAUCACUUAUUUGUGCUGUGUUUGCACUCAAAGAUAGCAAUAAUGUCAUGCUGUAUCCGAUUCUUGUCACCACGGUUCGUCUCAUUUGA